AUGCUAAACAAUUACUGUGUGUUCCGUUUGAGACCUCCUGCCCGUAUCAUCCAUCCUGUCACGGCAAUGCGAACUGCAUGCAUGGAAAGUUUCAAGUUCGCCGGAUGGCCGUAUAGAUGUCAUCGGGUAGAUGUACUUGUCACAGUUGAAUACAAACACUCGGAGGACAUUGGAGACUUCAAGGCAUACAUGUGUAGCUUGCUCCCGAACUCACAUAUCUCCACUUGCGCACUCCACAUCGAGUGCAAAAUCGAAUGGGUCAUACAAGUGAUUCGAAACAUGCUUACACUCAUUCAGCAGGCUGAUUCGACAUUCGCAAACUGCUGUGGACGAAACACUCCGUCGGAUGUCACUGCCCCAACUAUUUCUUAA
This is a messenger RNA of Dicrocoelium dendriticum, 372 nucleotides long. The record is from the annotation of a GenBank genome assembly. Lineage: Eukaryota; Metazoa; Platyhelminthes; Trematoda; Plagiorchiida; Dicrocoeliidae.